Molecule: messenger RNA, 2138 nt
Organism: Manis pentadactyla (Chinese pangolin)
Lineage: Eukaryota; Metazoa; Chordata; Mammalia; Pholidota; Manidae
Gene: DONSON
Product: DNA replication fork stabilization factor DONSON
Exons: 14
Coding region: 154-1830 (558 amino acids)
Biological process (GO): nuclear DNA replication
Cellular component (GO): nucleus
Source: RefSeq, a predicted model, not a curated record
CCACGUCCAAAGACCCGCCAGGGCAGCGGAGGCCGCCUCGGAGGAUCGCGGCAGGGGCGGGGCCUCGAGAGGCCUACGGCGCACGCGCGGAGCGGGGCCUCGGGGGCGGGGCCGGCACGCGCGGGAAGCGCCAGCGGGGUGGCUGGGUGGGUCAUGGCCUUCUCGGUUCCCGGCUACUCGCCCGGUUUCAAAAAGCCGCCGGAGACUUUGCGGCUCCGACGGAAGAGGGCCCGGAGUCUUGAGGCCACCGCUGUGCCCAGGGAGCUGCCCAAGCCGGCGCCCCGCCACGCCGCCCUGGCAGCCGGGCUGCCCCUCCGCCCCUUUCCGUCGGCGGCGGACAGAGGCUGCGGCGGCGGCGGCCUGGCUGCGGCCCGGAGAAACCCCUUCGCCCGCCUGGACACCCGUCCGCGGGCCGCCGCGGAGCCCCGCGCCGAGCAGGCGGCGCCGGGCCCGUUUUUAGAUUCUAAUCAAAAGAAUGAUUUGUUAUGGGAAGAGAAGUUUCCUGAAAGAACAGACGUUACUGAAUUACUCCAGACUCCCCACAUAUCAUCCUCCGAAUCUGAUAUUCCAUCCUCAGAAAGUACUGAGUUACCUGCGGACUGGAGUAUUAAAACUCGACUCCUUUUCACCUCUCCUCAACCCUUUACCUGGGCAGAUCAUUUGAAAGCACAGGAAGAGGCUCAAGGUGUGGUGCAGCAUUGUAGGGCAACAGAAGUUACUCUGCCUCAAAGUAUCCAGGAUCCCAAACUCUCCACCAAGCUCCGUUGUGCCUUCCAGCAAAGCCUUAUCUAUUGGCUCCACCCUGCCUUUUCUUGGUUACCACUGUUUCCUCGCAUUGGAGCUGAUAGAAAAAUGACCGGAAGGAUAAGCCCUUGGUCAAAUGAUGAAACCCUGCAACACAUUUUAAUGAGUGACUGGUCUGUGAGCUUCACUUCUCUAUAUAAUCUUCUGAAGACAAAAUUUUGCCCUUAUUUCUACGUUUGUACCUAUCAGUUUACUGUCCUGUUCCGUGCAGCAGGAUUCGCAGGAAAUGAUGUAAUCACAGCUCUCAUAUCUCCUACAACUAGAGGCAUCAGAGAAGCUAUGAAAAAUGAAGGUAUUGAAUUUUCCUUGCCUUUAUUAAAAGAAAAUGGCCAUGAGAAGAAAAAAGCAUCUGGAACAAGCCUGGGACAUGAGGAGGAGCAAGUAAUCAGUGAUGAGGAUGAAGAAGAAAGUUUUUCCUGGCUGGAAGAGAUGGGUGUGCAAGAUAAAAUUAAAAAACCAGACAUGCUGUCUAUCAAGAUGCAUAGAGAGAAACAUGAAGUGCAAAUGGAUCACAGGCCCGAGUCUGUUGUGUUGGUGAAGGGAAUGAACACUUUCACAUUACUGAAUUUUUUGAUCAACUGUAGGAGCUUAACUGCUACCUCGGGUCCACAGGCAGGACUUCCACCAACCCUCUUAUCCCCUAUAGCUUUUCGGGGUGCCACAAUGCAAAUGCUGAAGGCACGGAGUGUAAAUGUGAAGACACAAACUUACUCUGGGUACAAGGAUCAAUUUAGUUUGGAGAUUACAGGUCCUAUCAUGCCUCAUUCUCUACAUUCAGUGACCAUGCUACUCAAAUCUUCACAGAGUGGGUCAUUUUCUGCAGGACUGUAUACACAUGAGCCAACUGCUGUAUUUAAUAUCUGCCCAAUAGAAAAAGUACUGGAUAAGGAGACCACUCCUGAGGAGCUUGCCAACUGUGGAUUGCACCCUAAAACUCUGGAUCAACUUAGUCAAGUACCAAUACUGGGGAAAUCAUCUUUACGGCAUGUGGAAAUGAGUGACUACAUUUAUAAUUGGAGAUCCUGAACAUCAAACUUUUAAAGUUAUAUGCUGGGAAGAAAACAUGCCAAUGAUGUGUGACUAGACAUUAAGUUCAACAAGGUGCUCUGAUGGAAGGAGGCAGCUGUGGAGAUAUGUGAAGGCUCAACCACAGAAGGAAAAAUCCAUCAAGAACCCACUCUCCAUAAACACUAUCUGCUUCUUUUUUUCGAUGUUGAGAUCCAGAUGACACAGGGAACUCUUUCGUUAAUGUUACCUGGCUUUUUGGUGGAGUUGGCUUUGCUGCAGCAAUCUAAAAAAUAAUGUUUUCAUAAUUAAAAAUAAUCUGAAAAUGA